This is a messenger RNA of Bicyclus anynana (squinting bush brown), 6798 nucleotides long. RefSeq names its product polypyrimidine tract-binding protein 2 (gene heph). Gene Ontology annotation, biological process: mRNA processing; regulation of RNA splicing. NCBI's taxonomy places the organism in Eukaryota, Metazoa, Arthropoda, Insecta, Lepidoptera, Nymphalidae. The record is from RefSeq and is a predicted model, not a curated record. Gene Ontology annotation, molecular function: mRNA binding. Gene Ontology annotation, cellular component: nucleus. The transcript has 16 exons. The coding region runs from base 751 to 2517 and encodes 588 amino acids.
UUAGUACAGCGCUCAGCAGGAGUGUCGGACGCUCGGCUUCGCAGUCGCCGACUUUAGUAUUCUUCGUUUAUUUUCUUUUCUAUUCGUUUAAUUUGUCGCUCAGGCUCGCAACGUUAGAAGUGUAAAGUAUCGACGAGACGGAGUGAGUUUUGAUGUUAUUUAGAUCGGGUUUGUUUUGACAGUGUCACGUGCGGAAUUGAAUUGAUACCGGUUCCGUAGUUUACAAGUGUUUAUAACGCAUACGGCCUUCACUUGCGGCAGGUACAGCCGGCGAAUCAUCAAAAAAGUGCGUCAAGUUUGUUGGAAUUUCAAAGUAAUACUGGAAUUGUUGUGGGAACGACAAGUCUUGGUGCUUUCCUGGCGGCAAAGUGCGCGCUGGAUAAAAGUUCACGCGGAUUGCCUCCAAUCGGAUUCUACUCGGAAACUUUGGAAGUGCGUUAGUGUAGUGAAGUGCCUAAAACUUACAACAUAACCUUAUUCGAAAAAGGCGCGUGUUUUGCAGGCAUGCGCAGUGGAGUCUUUGCAAGUUAAUAACAAGUGGAUCGUAAUAUUAUAAACAAACGCGAAACGUGUUGUGUUGUGCAGCGGUUCCCAGUGCAUUCCGAAUCAAUUGUGCACGGAUAGUACUAGAAGAUUGUCACGAUAUCCGUUACCUUCGCCAUUCGGAUUUUGAAAUUUUGAAUCGAGAAGUUCAACCGUUGGAGAUUUUACCUGCGCGCGCAUCACAUUUCUUCUCAGGUUGGCGCAGCUAUGAUGUCCUGUCCUUUACCCUUGCCGCUACUGCCGGCCCUUCACCCACAGCCCGCUUUGGCUUCUGACUUCCCCAUCCACAUUGGAAUAAAGAGGGGCUCCGACGAGCUUCUUUCGCAGAGUGGCGUCACCGUCAUGGCGCCGGCCGCUCCACAUCACGCCGACAACAAUAACCAGGAUUCAGCCGCCAAGAAGGUGAAACUGGAACAGAAUGUCGGCAAGCCGUCAAGGGUUAUCCACAUACGGAACAUACCAAACGAGACCACGGAGGCCGAGAUCAUACAGCUGGGUCUGCCCUUCGGGCGGGUCACUAACGUGCUUGUUCUCAAAGGAAAAAAUCAGGCGUUCCUGGAGAUGGCGGAAGAAAUAUCGGCAGUGGCGAUGGUGGCGUACUUUGGCGGUUGCGUAGCGCAGCUACGCGGUCGCGCCGUCUACGUUCAGUUCUCCAACCACAAGGAACUGAAGACCGAUCAAACUCACAGCAAUGCGUCAGCAUCGGCGCAGGCGGCACUCCAGGCUGCGCAAGUAAUAUCAAACAGCGCAGGCGCGGCGCUAGUGGCCGGCGCGGGCGCUGCCUUACAACCUGCGAAUGGCGGAACAGAAAUCCAGGUAGAGGGCGGGCCAAACACAGUGCUGCGAGUCAUCAUUGAGCAUAUGCUGUAUCCGAUAGUCCUGGACGUGCUGUACUCAAUCUUCCAGCGAUACGGGAAGGUGCUCAAGAUCGUCACCUUCACUAAGAAUAAUUCAUUUCAAGCUCUAAUCCAGUACCCAGACACGGGGUCAGCGCAAAUGGCGAAAACGGCUCUGGACGGGCAAAACAUCUACAACGGAUGCUGCACACUGCGCAUUGACUACUCCAAGAUGACUUGUCUCAACGUGAAGUACAACAACGACAAGUCGCGCGACUACACCAACCCCACGCUGCCCUCUGGCGACGGAGACGCGCACCAACUGUUGACCAGUGAGUUGAUGCCUCUGCGGGCCCGCCUCGCCUUGGCCCUCGCAUCCAGGAUGAGUGGCGGAGUUUUGGCGCCACCGUUCUUAGGCCUGGGAUCAGGCUUGGCCUCGCCGUACGGCGUCGGAGUGGGGGGAGUGGGGCUCCCGGCCUUCGGAGCCCUCACCCUGACACCCGCGUCGCCGGCCCUCCGUGCCUUGACUGCACCACCGCUGCCUCUGGCUACUGUGCUCCUCGUCUCCAAUCUCAAUGAAGAGAUGGUCACGCCUGACGCUCUCUUUACCCUUUUCGGCGUGUACGGUGACGUGCAGCGAGUGAAGAUCCUCUACAAUAAAAAGGAUUCAGCCCUAAUUCAGAUGGCAGAGCCGCACCAGGCUCACCUAGCGAUGACUCACAUGGAUAAACUGCGCGUGUUCGGUAAAGCGAUGCGCGUGAUGCUCAGCAAGCACCAGACGGUGCAGCUGCCCAAGGAGGGGCAGCCGGACGCGGGCCUCACUCGGGACUAUUCCCAGAGUCCGCUUCAUAGAUUCAAGAAGCCCGGCAGCAAAAACUACCAGAACAUUUACCCGCCGAGCGCUACGUUACAUCUUUCCAACAUUCCAGCCACAGUCUCUGAAGAUGACAUCAAAGAAGCUUUCACCAAACGGGGAUUCACAAUCAAGGCGUUCAAAUUCUUCCCGAAGGAUCGGAAAAUGGCUCUCGUGCAACUGGCGACGAUCGACGACGCGGUGGCGGCGCUCAUCAAAAUGCACAACUACCAGCUCUCCGAGUCCAACCACCUCAGGGUGUCCUUCUCGAAAUCAAGUAUUUAAACAAAACGACCAAUCACCUCCACGGAAUAUCACACAACAGUCGUUCACUAUCUACACGCAAACGAGGUCGGACCCUUUUCGGAUGACAAACAGCGUAACCUAACUCUCAAGCCUUAUCGUUCGGCGAUGCGACUGUACAUCGCACGAGCACGAGUACCUCUCUCACUAUUCGAGAACAUCGCUCGACUGAAAAUUAUAUUAUAUCUGUAUUACGCUUACUCGGAUCAGUAUAGAUUAAGUGCUAACUCUAUUUCAUUAGAUUACGUACUAUUACUGUACAACCUAAUUAAGAUAUCUUGUCAUCGUUUCGGACGGCAGCUGAAUCUUUUUUAAGUUUGUUUGAGGGUACCCUGACAUGAAAUAGCUUCGCUGUGCGACUAGGGAGGAUUAAUUUUGUGUGGUAUUCAUUCCGUAUUUUUAUUAUUCGAUAUAUUAUUUUUAUACUUUACUAUUACUUAGCGUUAAUCGUUUCCAGUGAAUUUCAGCAAUGGUUUCUAUCUCAGAGUAAAGGUUAAGCUAGCGAUUGCGAAUAAGUAAGACUUUUGAAGACUACACAUAUCAAGUACAUAUCGAUACUACAGUCAUAUCCUUUUAUAAGAUAAUUGUUGAUUGAUUGAUUGAUAGAACCGUUUUAAUUAAUGAGUAAAAUCUUUAAAUUACCUGUAGAUCUUUUACAAUAUCUAACGUGUGUCCUGGGUCGCUGUAAUGUACCUUAUCAUUACUCUGAGAUCAAUCAGUUUGUAUGAAACAGAUUGCAAUUAGAUUGCGCUAGACUUAUUUACAAUUUGGCAACUUUGAUAUGUACGCAAUGUUAAACAUUGUCUGGUUGUUUUGCGGUUAUUAUUGUAACAGGCUUAUUAACGAUAAAUGGUAUUUUUAUAUAAUUAUAAUAUUCAACACUAGAGCACAUUGUUAAAGUAUUUUCUUAUCACUUAUAAUUUGCAGUUAUUAUUCUAAGAUUAUAUUUUAUACAUAUAUUUUAUGCUCUAGUUUAAUCUGCACAAUUUAUUAUGGCAUUUUGAAUAUAAUUAUAUUAUAGUUUUGUGCGCAUACACAUUUUAUUAUGUUUACUAACGAAUGGCUACGUUCAGAAAUGUGUAUGUGUGUGCAAUAUUAGUUGUAGAGAGGAUUUUAGUAUAAUUUAGAUAUAAACUGUCGUCUUCUAUAGCCGGCACUAUCCGGAACCUCCACUGAACUCUUCCGUGACUGUUGCGUUGUUUAGAAAAAUAUUCUGUUUAUUGUUAAAAAUAAUAGUUUCUUCUCGAUUAGUUAGCGUAAUCACGAAUACUAUCACUAAUCAUAGUUGAUAUAUCAUCUAUAAAACGUUACGUUGCGUGACAUAAUAGUGACAUGAUGCAUUUAUUUUGAUGUUAAUUUAUAUUAAUGGUAGCUACAACAUACUGUAAAUGCUCGUGCAUAUAUUCACUAAGCAAUUAAUUAUAGAUAAAAUUAUUUAUUUGUUUACGGUCAGGGUCGGUCCCUACAUAUACGACAGUGUGGACAAUGUUGCGCUAAUGUAUUUUUUAGAAUAAUUUUAAAUAAGUAUAAUGAAUACUACUAUAACGUUGCCACACUGUUAAUAAGGACGUUUUAUGGAGUAAAAUAUUUUCAGGAUUUGAUGCAAAUGCACUAUGUUGUGUGCGGGUGUCUGUAUCGCUUUAUCACCACAGUAUUUUAGUUUUAUGCUCUCUCCUGACACUGUGUACAUACGACGCCGGCUCCGGCGAGCUCGUUUUCCUUCUAAACCUAGCGCUCGAUUGGUUUUCACACAUCUUUGCCUUCCUAAAAUUAAAUUAAAAAUGCGUCUAGUCCAAUGCAAAAGAGAUUAAGUUUGUGGAUUAAGUAAAUUAACGUUAUAACUUUUAAAAAUUCUCUCAAAAACUCUGGUAACGCUUUUAGAGAUAUUAUUUAUUUAUUGUAAUAAAUUUGGUCAAUGAGUUGGUGCCCGCAGUCUUCGCCCUGACGGUUAGGACCAGAUUAAGUGUUCAGCGACACGUCCAGUCUAUGUGAUUAGGCAAAGCAUGCGUGAAACAGAUACCUGAUUUAUGACGAGUUAGUGAAAACGUUGCUAUUUGCAAUAUGAUAAUUAUCAAUUAAAUUUUUAAUAGAAGACGUAUAAUGUUAAGUGGAAAAUGUCAAAGAAUUCAUACAUAUCUUCCCUUACCCGCUGGCGGAAAUAUUAAGGCCUUGAGGUGGAAAUUUAAAAUAUAUCCAUCCUUGAGGAAUUAAAACGGUAGUAGUUUGUGAAGUAAUCCGCUGUAAAGUUAAGCUUCGAGGUCCCUUUGUCCUCGGUGUAAGGUUCAUUUUCAACAUAUCUUUAGUCACAAAAAUAAAUGAAUUUUGAUUUCAGUUUUAUACUCGUAAUCUAUCAUAAAAAUAACAUAUUUACACUAUUAUGGAAUGUAUCAUAUGUGUACAUCACGUACAGUUUAAAUAUAUAAAAAUAGAGCUUAGUAAGAUGGUUAAACUAAAAAAAAAUUAGAUUGUCAUUACGAUGUAAGGUUAAUAGAGAAAUUUGGUCAUACAGAUUGUAUUAAUUCUGAUUAAUAAAUUAAUUAACCUAUCUACGCUAAGAACGUGUAAGUAGUAGUUUGGUUUAAAUAAUGUUAGGCGACCAGGGUGUGGUGAUAUUUUGCACGUUUUUGAUGAUGUUUUUCUAUAGGGUACACGAGAUUGUGCCAGCGUUGGGGGCGGUCUGUUCGAGAUGGCGUCGGUAGUGAUCGCUGGUUUAAUAUUAUUACCAAACAUGUAUUGAAACUCACGAAAGAUUACAUAUCUACUGUACUCAGCGUAGAACACCACACACAUUGGGCUUCGGAGAUAUUGCCUUUAUUUACAAUCCAGCUAUUGAAUUCUUAAUCUUAACGAGGGACAUUAUCUGGUAAAUAUAGGUUAUGCCAGAAUCUUAUUAAAGAAAAAAAGAAAUUGUACCAAAGAUUCAAAGGUCUGCAUCGUCAGAUCUUGAAAAGAACUUUAACCGAUACUUUACACUUUCAGGUUUCAUUCUCAUGAAGUUGAGCAAGAAAGUUUAAAAAUGGCAAGUGAUUCUUUGGCUUUUCUUUUCGAUCCAUGUCCCUUGUUAUGUUUUGAGAUUCUAGAGCCAUGAGUAUUCAGCACGGUAUUCAACCAAAUAUUUUCUAAAAAGCAGAUGAAGUUUCUUCUUUUCCCAAAAAAUCAGGAGAUUUAUAGUUUCUAUUUUUUAAAAAACAUUAGAAAGUCCAGGUUGGUUUUUCUGGUAUAUGAAAAUUUCCUAAGUUUUACGUUAUCAAGCUUGGUAAACCGAAGCGAUUAUUACCGUCUUUUAGUUUUAGACAAUGGACAUGAUUUUUUAAAAUUAUUACAUCCCUGCCUCUUGUUUAACAGGAAUUAUUUUUAUCGUGCUAUCAAACCCUCAAAAGCUUUGGACAAGGCAACUCUCUGAAUGCUCGAGUUGGAGACCUUCAAAAAUGUGUGUGGCGUUUGGUGGCCUAAAAAUUUUCUCAAUAAUAUUGGUAUUGACUAAUAGAUUAUUAUAGGGGUUUAUGUGUUUAGAGAAGUAUUUUAAAUAUUUAGGAUAAUGUCGUAAUAAUAUAAUUAAAAAAUAAAUAAAUCAGUGUUUAGUAUGAGAUGCCAAAUUUAAAGUCAAUACACAUUAUUUUAGGUAAAAAGUAAUUGAAUUAAUCUUAACAUUUAUUAAAAAGUUGAUGAAAAUGUUACAGUUAAAUUAUAUUUGAGAGUUUUAUUAAGCGCAAUAUAUGCAAUUUUAUUCAUUGUAAGCGAACAUUGUUUCAAUUUGUUAGUUAAAGUUAUGCGUUGAAAAAUAUGUGAGAGCUGUUGUUUUUCAAUCUUAUUUAAUUGGUCCAUUCGUGUUGAUUCGACGCAGCGUGUUGUAACCGAUAGCUGUGUUAUACUUUGUCUUGAUGUGCUUUACUCAUGCUCAUAUCACACAAUAUAUCCCUACAAUAUUAUAGUGCUUCUUUAUUCCUUAUCCUUUACGGCAUUUUAAAUAUUAUUUUAGCAUAUUAUUUUGUACCUACCUACAUUCAAUUGUACGGAUAAAUGCCGACAUAUCAAUAUACCUAUACGAUUGGCUUAAGUAGAAAUUUUCUUAAUAACCAGAACCAUUUUAUUCAUCUUUUGUUUUAUUUAUGUUACAUAUUCCAAUGGUAGGUACUUUGUAUUUUAUUUUCAGUGUAAUUUAAUGUGUCGUAAUUUCUUUGUAUUUUCUUUUUUUAGUAUUAAGCCUUUUGUGUGUUUAAUUUCAUUCUUAUUUUUAGUUUUAUAAUUAAACUAUUAUCAUCA